GUCCCGUUGAGGCGUGUGCGUAGUCUCAGAAAAUUCAACAAUCGGCUUCUACAGUCAAACCCACGAAAAAACCCGAAUAUAAAAAUUCAUUUCCUUCUUUCAUAUUUGAUCGAGGAUUUUUCAUCUAUGCCACAUUCCACCAUUGGAACUCAAAGCUUCCCUAUCGAGAAGGUUAAUCAUACAUAUUGAUCUGUGGAUUACGGAGAAAAACAAGUAAGUGAAAGUUUUUUCCCUUGUUGGUUGGGCCAAUUGAUCGCCAUGUCGAUGUCCGAUUCCGAUACGUCCUCGCAGGGGAGCGAGUACAAGAGUUUUCGUCAAAUUAGCCGUGACAGAUUACUAAAUGAAAUGCUUCGAUCUGCCAAAGCAGGGGACUCAAAGUCAACUUGGAAGGUACUCAUCAUGGAUAAGUUGACAGUUAAAAUAAUGUCUUAUGCGUGCAAGAUGGCAGAUAUCACAGAGGAAGGAGUUUCAUUGGUGGAAGACAUACACAAGAGAAGACAGCCAUUGCCAACCAUGGAUGCCAUAUAUUUUAUCCAGCCAACCAAAGAAAACAUUGUUAUCUUCCUCUCUGAUAUGUCUGGAAGAUCACCGUUGUACAAAAAGGCAUUUGUUUUCUUCAGCUCACCUAUUGCCCGAGAACUGGUUAGUCACAUUAAGAGAGAUGGAAGUGUUCUAUCUCGCAUCGGUGCCUUAAGAGAGAUGAACUUGGAGUAUUUCGCCAUAGAUAGCCAGGGUUUUGUCACUGACAAUGAGAGAGCUCUUGAAGAACUAUUUGGGGAUGAAGAAAGCUCUCGCAGGGGUGAUGCAUGCUUGAAUUUGAUGGCUACCCGCAUAGCUACAGUGUUUGCAUCAUUGCGGGAGUUUCCAAUGGUGCGCUACCGUGCUGCCAAAUCCCUCGAUCCUAGUACAGUGACAACAUUUCGUGAUUUAAUUCCUACAAAACUUGCUGCUGCUGUUUGGAACUGUCUUAUGAAAUAUAAGGCUAACCCCAACUUUCCCCAAUCGGAGACAUGCGAGCUGUUGAUUCUUGACAGAUCAUCAGACCAGAUUGCUCCGGUUAUACAUGAGUGGACUUAUGAUGCCAUGUGCCAUGAUUUACUAAAUAUGGAAGGGAAUAAGUAUGUACAUGAGGUUCCAAGCAAAACUGGUGGUGCACCUGAUAAGAAAGAGGUUCUUCUGGAGGACCAUGAUCCUAUCUGGCUAGAGCUCCGCCAUGCGCAUAUAGCUGAUGCUAGUGAACGGUUGCAUCAGAAGAUGACAAAUUUUGUCUCCAAAAAUAAAGCUGCACAAAUUCAUGGUUCAAGAGAUGGUGGUGAGUUGUCGACUCGGGACUUGCAAAAGAUGGUUCAAGCUUUGCCCCAGUACAGUGAACAAAUUGAAAAGCUUUCCCUUCACGUUGAUAUUGCUGGAAAAUUGAACAAAAUUAUCAGGGAAUCGGGCCUUAAAGAAGUUGGCCAACUGGAGCAAGAUCUUGUUUUUGGAGAUGCAGGAACCAAAGAUCUUAUUAAUUUCCUUAGAAUCAAGGAGGAUGUAUCACGCGAAUAUAAGUUGCGGUUGUUGAUGAUUUAUGCAGCUGUUUAUCCUGAGAAGUUUGAGGAUGAUAAAAUCUCAAAACUGAUGGAGCUGGCUAGACUAUCACCAGAUGAUAUGACUGCUGUUUAUAAUAUGAGAUUGCUAGAGGCUUCAUCAGAUACCAAAAAGAGCUCAAUUGUACCAUUUUCUCUUAAGUUUGAUGUAAAAAAGAAGAAGCAUGCUGCUCGAAAAGACCGACCUGGUGAAGAAGUGACAUGGCAGUUAUCGCGUUUUUACCCUAUAAUUGAAGAGCUUAUUGAAAAACUAAGCAAAGGUGAACUUCCUAAACAGGACUACCCUUGUAUGAAUGAUCCUAGUCCGACUUUUCAUGGAACCUCCCAUGCUGCUUCUGCGAGGACUGCUCAAGUCUCUACUCCUCAUUCAAUGAGAUCAAGACGAACGGCAACGUGGGCUCGUCCUCGAAAUUCUGACGACGGUUAUUCAAGUGAUUCAGUUUUAAGACACGCCUCUAGUGAUUUCAAGAAGAUGGGUCGGCGCAUAUUUGUGUUUAUUGUUGGUGGGGCAACGCGUUCUGAGGAAACUGAACUCUUUCUGUGUGGACUCAUAUCUCCUUUAUUUGAUGACACAAUAUCCGCUCUGAUUGAAACAGUUGUGAAGCUAAAGCUGAUGACUGCUAAUGAACUAUCGUUAGACGAUCUUCAGAUCUAGAUUUCUGCUGCUGAUAUAGCUGGAUAAGCAAUUUCAUGUGUGUAAAUGAAUUCUUUGAGAUGGUGCAGUACAUCUCGUUUAAGGCUACUUUUGGAUGUUGUGUAUUAUACACUACACGUGACGAGCAUGUUACAGUAUAAUUUCUCACUCGGUCAAGAGAAAGGGGAGUUGAUGGUAGAAGACGGGGCAGCAUAGAUUAGUGUCAUUUUGGGUUGUAUAUGGCACAGCUCGCCAAAAACCCUUUUCUUAAAUGGUUGAGGAAUGACCCAUCUUAUAGUUGUAUUAAAAAAAUACCUUACAAGUUUUCUUGCUUAACUUUGUACCUGCACAUUUAUAGAAGUCAUAACUGGAAAUUCCAACCUGUGUUUUAUUAGCUGUUGCCAUUUGUUCCGCUCAUUUCAUUGAUUUGCUGGAUGUAGGCUUUAUUCAAAGGUAUAUAAAAUGAGUUGAGCUCGUUAAAACUUGAGAAAUAGAGGCUUUUAUGUAAUUAAUCAAUUUUUACAUAGCUCAGUUCGUUUAGGCUCGAGCUCGAUUCAUUAAUUUUAGUAAAUGAGCCAAGCUUGGCUUGAGAACAGCCCCAGUGGAG
Striga asiatica is the source of this 2827-nucleotide messenger RNA. The record is from the annotation of a GenBank genome assembly. Lineage: Eukaryota; Viridiplantae; Streptophyta; Magnoliopsida; Lamiales; Orobanchaceae.